Molecule: messenger RNA, 1111 nt
Organism: Fukomys damarensis (Damara mole-rat)
Lineage: Eukaryota; Metazoa; Chordata; Mammalia; Rodentia; Bathyergidae
Product: probable isocitrate dehydrogenase [NAD] gamma 2, mitochondrial
Biological process (GO): tricarboxylic acid cycle; isocitrate metabolic process
Cellular component (GO): mitochondrion
Source: RefSeq, a predicted model, not a curated record
CCAUUGAGGAACACUGGCUUUUAUCAUCGAAUCCCACCACCAGCCAUGUAUGGUGGAUGGCACACAGUGACUAUGAUUCCUGGAGACAACCUCAGACCCGAACUUAUGGUGCACGUCAAGACUGUGUUCUCACACACGUGCAUGCCUGUAGACUUCAAGGAGGUGUGGGUGACCUCUACUUGUUGUUUGGGGGAAAUUUGCAAUGCUAUUCUGGCAGUCCGUCGAAACUCUGUGCCUCUAAAGGGCACGACUACACCCAGCCACCUUCUACAAUCCUACAACAACAUGUUGCAUACUACCCGAGAUCUCUAUGCCAGUGUUACCCAUUUUAAGAAUCUGCCCAACGUGGAAACCCGUCACCAGGGCAUAGACAUCUUGGUUAUUUGGGAGAACACAGAGGGUGAGUACAGCAACCUAGAGCAUGAAAGUGUAAAAGGAGUGAUUGAGGACCUAAAGAUCAUUACAAAGGCAGAGUCUUGGCGCAUUGCUGAAUAUGCCUUCCAGGUGGCCCAGAAGAUGGGGCGCAAAAAAGUGACAGCUGUGCACAAGGCCAACCUUAUGAAACUAGGAGACGGACUCUUUCUCCACUGCUGCAAGGAGGUGACAUCCCGCUAUCCUCAUGUCACCUUAGACAGCAUGAUUGUGGAUAAUGCUACGAUGCAGCUGGUGGCCCGACCUCAACAGUUUGAUGUCAUGUUGAUGCCCACUUAUGGCAACGUUGUCACCAGUAUCUGCACAGGCUUGUUCGGAGGAUCAGGCCUUAUACCUGCAGCCAACUAUGGCUGCGUAUGUGCAGUAUUUGAGACAGUAUCAAGGCAGUUGAACAAGAAUCCAGAUGAUAAGAAGGCCAAUCCUACUGCCAUGCUGCUAACAAGUUGCAUUUUGCUGGAUUACCUCAAACUCCACUUCUGUGCCACCAGGAUUCAUACUGCAGUCUUGGCAUUCUUAAGCAAUAAAAAUAUUCAAACACUGGACAUUGGAGGGCAGGGUACCACAGUGGAAAUAAUUCAGUACAUCAUGGAUCACCUCCAAAAUCCAAUUAAAUGAUCAGUGCCUUGAAAGCCAUUAUUACCCAAAGUCUUUUCUGUCCUGUUCUUUCCUCACAUUGUCC